Molecule: messenger RNA, 1524 nt
Organism: Procambarus clarkii (red swamp crayfish)
Lineage: Eukaryota; Metazoa; Arthropoda; Malacostraca; Decapoda; Cambaridae
Source: RefSeq, a predicted model, not a curated record
AUGUUCCAACACUUAGUUUUCCAGCAUCCAGUGUUCCUAAUACUCAGUGUUCCAAUACGCAGUUUUCCAACUCUUAGUGUUCCAACACCAUGUAUUCCAACUCAGAAUGUUCCAAUGCCCAGUGUUCCAUCUCAGAAUGUUCCAUUAGCCACUGUUCAAACACCCAGUAUUCGGAUAUCCAGUGUUCUAAUACCUUGUAUUCCAAUACCCAGCGUUCCAACACCCUCUGUUCAAAUAUUUAAUGUUUCAACACCUAAUGUUCCACUAUUCAAUGUUCUCACAACCAGUGGUCCAACACCCAGUGUUCCAACCUCCAAAGUUCCAAAACCCAAUGCUCGAAAUACCCAGUAUUCCAACACCCAGUGUUCCAACACCCAGUAUUCCAACACCCAGUGUUCCAACACCCAGUGUUCUAAUACCCAGUGUUCCAAUACCCAGUAUUCCAACACCCAGUGUUCCAACACCCAGUGUUCUAAUACCCAGUGUUUCAACACCAGUGUUCUAAUACCCAGUGUUCCAACACCUGGUAUUCCAAAACUUAGUGCUCCAUCAUCCAGUGUUCCAACACUCAGUAUUACAACACCCAGUAUUCCAACUCCCAGUGUUCCAAUACCCAGUGUUACAACACUUAGUGCUCUAUCACCCAGUGUUCCAACACUUAAUGCUCCAUUACCCAGUGUUUCAAUACCUAGUAAUCCAACACCGAGUGUUCCAACACCAAGUGUUCCAACACCAAGUGUUCCAUCACCCAGUGUUCCAACACCCAGUGUUCCAUCACUUAGUGCUCCAUCACCCAGUGUUCCAACACCCAGUGCUCCAUCACCCUAUGCUCCAAGACCCAGUGUUUCAACACCAAAUGUUCCAACACUCAAUGUUCCAACAUUCAUUGUUCCAAAGCCCAGUUUUCCAACAGUCAGUAUUCUAACACCACGUGUUCCAGCACUCAGUGUUCUGACACACAAAGAUCCAACACUCACUAUUUCAAUACCCAGUGAUCGAAUACCCAGUGAUCCAAAAAUCAGUGUUUUAAAACUCAAUGCUCCAAACCCAACUAUUCCAAUGAUCAAUGUUCCAAUACCUAAUGUUUUAACACCCCAAAUUUACAACAUGCAAUGUUCUGACAUUCAUGGUUCCAACACCCAAUGGUCCAACACUCAAUGUUCCAACACCCAGUGUUCCACAACCCAAUGUUCCAACACCCAGUGUUCCACAACCCAAUGUUCCAACACCCAGUGUUCCACAACCCAAUGUUCCAACACCCAGUGUUCCACAACCCAAUGUUCCAACACCCAGUGGUUCAACACUCAGUGUUCCAAUACCCAACGUUCUAACACCCAGUGUUCCAACACCCAGUGUUAUAACACCCAGUGUUAUAACACCCAGUGGUCUACCAUUCAGUGUUCCAAUACCCAACGUUACAACACCCAGUGUUCCAAAACCCAAUGUUCCAACACACAAUGUUCAAAUUGGUUCAAACACCCAACACCUAGUGUUCCAACAUUUAGCAGCAGUCUGUUGAUUUAA